This is a messenger RNA of Humulus lupulus (European hop), 1536 nucleotides long. Its product is annotated as auxin efflux carrier component 2-like. The transcript has 6 exons. Gene Ontology annotation, molecular function: auxin efflux transmembrane transporter activity. Lineage: Eukaryota; Viridiplantae; Streptophyta; Magnoliopsida; Rosales; Cannabaceae. Gene Ontology annotation, cellular component: plasma membrane; endoplasmic reticulum. Gene Ontology annotation, biological process: auxin polar transport; auxin export across the plasma membrane. The record is from RefSeq and is a predicted model, not a curated record. The coding region runs from base 1 to 1536 and encodes 511 amino acids.
AUGAUCACCGGUGAGGACUUCUACCAAGUGUUAUCAGCGGUCGUACCCCUUUACGCAGCCAUGGCAUUAGCCUACGCCUCCGUCCGUUGGUGGAAGAUCUUCACGCCAGAGCAGUGCGCCGGCGUCAACCGUUUCGUGGCCAUCAUCGCCGUACCAUUUCUUUCAUUCAAGCUCAUCAUCCACAACAACCCGUACGAGAUGAACUUUGAUCUUAUCUUAGCGGACACCCUCCAAAAGAUUGUCAUUUUCUUAGCUCUGGUAGCGUGGAAAAUGCUUAGCAAACACGGCAGCCUUGACUGGACCAUAACACUCAACUCCCUCGCCACUCUGCCCAACACUCUGGUUAUGGGAGUCCCUCUUAUGAAAGCAAUGUACGGUGAUUUUUCCGCAAGCUUAAUGGUUCAGAUCGUCGUUUUCCAGGGAGUUUUAUGGAACACUCUUCUGCUGGUGAUGUUCGAGUACAGGGCAGCUAAGAUUUUCAUCGGCGAAAAUUUCCCAGCCACGGCUGGUUCCAUUGCUUCUUUUACGGCCGAGCCCGAUGUUGUGUCGUUGGCCGGUGGUGGUGGUGACUCGUUGCACGCCGAGGCUGAGAUUGACACCAGUGGGAGGCUUCAUGUGAAGGUGAGGAGAUCGUCGUCGUUAUCUGCUUCGUCUGUGUUGUCGUUUAGAAAAAUCCAUGGAAUGGGUUCUGCCAAGUCCGAGGCUUCGAACGGCCUAAGUGGGGUUGAGAUAUAUUCGACGAGAUCUUCUUUUGAUCAAAGCUUUAAUCAAGCAGAUUUUGGUAGAGAGAUUCUUAGAACAGGAAGUCGUAGUGAUGCCAUUCAACUUCACAUGUCUGUUUGGAACUCAAGUGCAGCAUCAAGUUACAAUAAUAAUCGAUCAUUCUCAGCUACAGAUCUCCCUGGAAACAAACUUGAAUCUUUGGAUGAUAUCAGAGGAUUUGGAGCAUCUUCUUUACAUGAUUAUGGGUCAAAACAUGAUAUUGGAUUUGAAGAAGAAGAAAAAGGAGAAGAGAAAAAGAAGACGGAGAUGCCUCCUGCAAGUGUGGUGACAAAGCUCAUACUUACCAUGGUUUGGAGGAAAUUCGUAAGGAACCCAAACACCUACUCUAGUAUUGUUGGCCUUGUGUGGUCUCUAAUAGCAUUCAGGGUUCACAUCAAAAUGCCAAUAAUUAUUGAAGGGAUCAUCACCAUAUUAGCAAACACAGGCCUGGGAAUGGCAAUGUUCAGUCUAGGUCUAUUUAUGGCUUUACAACCAAAGAUAAUAUCUUGUGGAAAAUCUCUUGCUGCAAUUUCAAUGGCUGUAAGGUUUCUGGUUGGGCCAGGAGUAAUGGCUGCAACCUCUGCUGCUAUUGGUAUUAGGGGGAUUCUUCUUCAGGUUUCAAUUGUUCAGGCUGCUCUUCCUCAAGCAAUAAUUUCCUUUGUGUUUGGGAAAGAAUAUAAUUUACAUCCGGAGAUAAUGAGCACUUCGGUUAUUAUUGGGAUGGUGGUUGCCUUGCCUGUAACCAUAAUCUAUUAUGUGCUUCUGGGCCUUUGA